AAGAGGCUGCAGAGGAUUCGGUCGGAGCUGUCCGUGCACCGGUGCCGGGGGUGGGGUCCCGGUGUCCGGUUUUCGAGGGGGGAGACCCCCGUUCUAUGUGGUCUACUUGAAGGCGGCAUUGCGACCGCGCACCGAAAGCUUACACCGGGACCUCGGAAAUCACCGGCUCGCGCAGCGCGUACCCGCGGCCGACGAGGGGAGGAGCUACGCGGGUAUGCGCACCCAGGUGACAUCAAUCCGACCCCCCAAUAUAUAACAGGCAUGGAGCGCCUUGCGGAGGGCUGUGGUCCCUCACACUACACCUAUCAGGUGAGCCAACACAGCUCUGAUGUCCUGCAGCAGCUGAACCAACAGCGCAAAACCGGAGGACGUUUCUGUGAUGUGGUGCUUCGCGUGGGAGAGGACAGCUUUCCUGCCCACCGCGCUGUCCUGGCCGCCUGCAGUCAGUAUUUCGAGUCUGUUUUAGGAGAGGCGGAGGGGCCGACCCCCAGGGAGCUCGAGAUGCACACCAUCAGCCCAAAAGUUUUCGGGGACAUUUUGGACUUCGCAUACACUGCUCGCAUUGUGAUACGACUGGAGAGCUUUCCUGAACUUAUGACAGCUGCUAAGUUCUUGCUCAUGCGCUCCAUCAUUGACAUCUGCCAGGAGGUGAUCAAACAGUCGAAUGUGCAGAUAUUGGUCCCCCCUGCACGUCCAGAGCUAAUGCUCUUCAGGUCGGGGGCUGCUGACAUUGGAUUCCCGUUGGACAUGACUAAUGGCACAGUAAUGAGCUGUUCAGGUAUUGCUGGAUCACUGGGGGAAGAAGAGGAGGACUCUGUGCGUCCAGGACCUGCAGUUCCAAGCCAGACCUCCCUCUUGGCACUCGGCGGAUCUCAGCAGAUGUUGUCAACCCAAUUCCAAGCUCAAGGCCUUGGAGGGAAGAGAGGUCGUGGUAGGCCCCGAAAGGCCAGUGUCUUAGAUUCAGUUUUGUUUGGCGCAAUUAGUGGGUUGCGUGAAGGUGGGGUGCUUCCUUGUGGACUCUGUGAUAAAGUUUUCACGGACCCCUUACGCCUACGGCAGCACGAGGCACAGCAUGGAGUUACUAGCAUACAGCUUGGCUAUGGGGACCUGCAGCCCUCUCGCUUUGGUGAAAAUGGAUUGGGGCAGGAAGACUCUGGAAUCCCUAGAAAGAGAAACAGAGCAAGGAAACAGGUAGCCUGUGAUCUAUGCGGGAAGAUCUUCCGGGAUGUGUAUCAUCUAAACCGCCACAAGUUAUCUCACUCUGGAGAAAAGCCUUACUCGUGCCCUGUAUGUGGGCUGAGGUUCAAGCGCAAAGACAGAAUGUCAUACCAUGUCCGAUCCCAUGACGGUUCUGUGGGGAAGCCCUACAUUUGCCAGAGUUGCGGGAAGGGAUUCUCUAGGCCAGACCACCUGAAUGGACACAUCAAACAAGUUCAUACAUCAGAGAGACCCCACAAAUGUGAGAAAACCAAAGAAGGAUUUCCCAGUGAAGUGCACAGCAAGCAGGAAAAAGGUGGUGGACAGACGUGUAAUGCUUCUUUCGCCACACGUGACCGGCUGCGAUCACAUUUAGCAUGUCAUGAAGACAAAGUGCCGUGUCAGGUGUGUGGGAAGUACCUGCGGGCUGCGUACAUGGCUGACCACCUAAAGAAACACAGCGAGGGACCCAGCAACUUCUGCAGCAUCUGUAAUCGAGGUUUCUCCUCCGCCUCCUACUUAAAGGUCCAUGUAAAAACACAUCAUGGCGCCCUCCUCAGUGCAGGCCCUCGCCGGCCGGAGUCCGUCCCCAACGGGGCAGCGCUCUUCCACAGUGUCCGGACCUGUGGCGUGAAAGAGGGAGACAAAUGUCAGCAUGGAGAACAGGAGAGCUCUGAUUCCUAUGGUGACCUUUCUGAUGGAAGUGACCUCAAAUCCCCCGAAAAGCAAAGUUCCAAUGGCUCAUACACAGCCUGUGACCUUGCCGUACCCAAGAAGACUGAGGCUGAGCCUGAGAAAAGGUAUCCUUGUUCUGAGUGUGGUAGCUUCUUCCGCUCCAAAGCUUAUCUCAACAAGCAUAUCCAGAAGGUGCACACCAGGCCGAUGGGAGCCCCACUUAGUGAAUUAGGACCAACGCUAGGCCCUGCACUAGGUCCUGCUCUGGGUCCUGCUCUUGGGGCAUCACUUGGCCCCACACUUGGUCCCACCCUGGGACCAACUUUAGCUUCGCCUUUCUCACCCCAACAAAAUAUGUCUCUACUGGAGUCAUUUGGUUUCCAAAUUGUGCAGUCAGCGUUUGCAUCAUCUCUUGUGGACACUGAGGGAGAUCAGCAAGGGGUAGGAGGGGAGGGGAAGUAAAUGUGAAGCUGUAGGGCAUGAAAUGUGAGGGAGUGAGACGGCAAGACCCACAACUGAACAUCUGUCAAGGGAGACACCAGUAAUUUCUUUGGUAUAGAAGGAAACGGCAACAAGCAAAAAGUUCAUUGCAGUGAGGGCAGAAGAAGUAGAUCUGUCGCAAAGGCUGUGGAUAAAGGGGACCAGAAGGAACAUUAACACAUUCAUCACCUUUCCGAAGGAUGCUGCUUGCUGGAAACUCCCUCUAGGUUAAGUCACCUCAAACUCAGGAAGACUGACUACAGUACACAAUUAAAUGUAUUAUAUGAUCUACUGUGCCCAGAAACAGGAUAGAGAUAGCGGUGGUUUCCUCCUCGCAGUAUGUAACUGAGAUACCCAUACAGCAGAAAAGGAAAUACAAUGUUACACAGUUGGCUAGCAAGGUCAUGAUUAAAGACUACUCGCUAAACUCACAAUCUAGUGCUUGAUCUACAAGGAUAGCUUCAGAAAAUGAGUGCUGCUACCCGGGAGAUGUGACGGGGAGCACCAGCUACACAAAGUAUACAGAAUGAAUCAAUGAUAUAUUGCCACCUUUACAGUGAUUGCACUGGGUGAUAUGCAUUCAAUUUAUGGCUUAGAGUGUGUGGGAGCACACACAGAAUUUCUAUGUGAAUGUUUUGUAUUCUCCUUAAAGUUGAUCCUUGGCGGUGCAGAAGUGGCCACAGUUUUCAUAACCAGACUAAGAUGUGACCCCCUGAUGAGUCAAUGUGCCUCUUUUACACAUACAGAGGUUGAGUUAAAUUGAUCUGUCACUGUCAUAGCUUUCAUCAAACUAAAUUCAUUUAUUAAAACUACCUAUAGCUUGUA
Messenger RNA from Spea bombifrons (plains spadefoot toad), 3177 nucleotides. It is a transcript of the gene PATZ1, whose product is annotated as POZ/BTB and AT hook containing zinc finger 1. Lineage: Eukaryota; Metazoa; Chordata; Amphibia; Anura; Pelobatidae. The transcript is spliced from 7 exons. Gene Ontology annotation, molecular function: protein binding. The record is from RefSeq and is a predicted model, not a curated record. Gene Ontology annotation, biological process: regulation of cytokine production; negative regulation of transcription by RNA polymerase II; regulation of immune system process. Bases 262 to 2334 code for a protein of 690 amino acids.